Molecule: messenger RNA, 2345 nt
Organism: Anolis sagrei ordinatus
Lineage: Eukaryota; Metazoa; Chordata; Lepidosauria; Squamata; Anolidae
Product: heat shock cognate 71 kDa protein-like
Cellular component (GO): plasma membrane; cytoplasm; nucleus
Molecular function (GO): ATP-dependent protein folding chaperone; ATP binding
Source: RefSeq, a predicted model, not a curated record
CCAGAAGCUUCUGCAAAGUGUCAGCGGUGGGGGCUGGUGGGGGCUCGCUUAUAAAAAGCCUGGGCGAGGCGAGUACCUUGGAACGCGUUUGCAAGAGUGUCAGAGCAGGGCACAAUCCCAGGCACUGCAGUGUGCAAAAGCCAAAAUGUCCAAGGGUCCAGCAGUAGGAAUUGAUCUGGGGACCACCUAUUCCUGCGUCGGGGUCUUCCAACAUGGGAAGGUGGAGAUCAUUGCCAACGACCAGGGCAACCGCACCACCCCCAGCUAUGUGGCCUUCACAGAUACUGAGCGCCUCAUCGGUGACGCUGCCAAGAACCAAGUGGCCAUGAACCCCACCAACACUGUCUUCGAUGCCAAACGCCUUAUUGGCCGCCGUUACGAUGACCCCGUGGUCCACUCCGACAUGAAGCAUUGGCCAUUCCAUGUGAUCAAUGAUGGGGGCCGUCCCAAAGUGCAAGUGGAGUACAAAGGCGAGACAAAAUCCUUCUAUGCGGAAGAGAUCUCCUCUAUGGUCCUCACCAAGAUGAAGGAAAUUGCAGAAGCCUACUUAGGCAAGACUGUUACCAAUGCAGUCAUCACAGUCCCGGCUUACUUCAACGAUUCCCAGAGACAGGCCACCAAGGAUGCUGGUACCAUUUCAGGCCUCAAUGUCCUUCGUAUCAUCAACGAACCUACAGCUGCUGCCAUAGCCUAUGGGCUGGAUAAAAAGGUGGGUGGCGAGCGCAAUGUCCUCAUCUUUGACCUGGGCGGUGGUACCUUUGAUGUGUCCAUCCUGACCAUUGAAGAUGGCAUCUUUGAGGUGAAGUCAACCGCUGGGGACACUCACUUAGGAGGCGAGGAUUUCGAUAACCGCAUGGUGAAUCACUUUGUGUCAGAGUUCAAGCGCAAGCACAAGAAGGACAUCACAGACAACAAGCGGGCAGUCCGACGCCUGCGAACGGCGUGUGAGCGGGCCAAGCGCACCCUCAGCUCCUCCACCCAGGCCUCCAUCGAGAUAGACUCGCUCUACGAAGGCAUUGACUUCUACACCUCCAUCACCCGGGCCCGCUUUGAAGAACUGAAUGCCGACCUUUUCCGGGGCACCUUGGAGCCCGUAGAGAAAGCCUUGCGUGACGCCAAGCUGGACAAAUCCCAGGUCCACGACAUUGUGCUCGUGGGAGGCUCAACCCGUAUUCCCAAGAUCCAAAAGCUUCUGCAGGACUUCUUCAACGGAAGAGAGCUCAACAAGAGCAUCAACCCCGACGAAGCAGUGGCUUAUGGAGCAGCUGUCCAGGCUGCCAUCCUUUGUGGUGACAAAUCCGAGAAUGUGCAGGAUCUGCUGCUGUUGGAUGUCACACCAUUGUCCCUGGGUAUUGAGACGGCCGGUGGGGUGAUGACAGCCCUCAUCAAGCGCAACACCACCAUCCCCACCAAGCAGACACAGACCUUCACCACUUACUCUGACAACCAGCCAGGAGUCCUCAUCCAAGUGUAUGAAGGAGAGCGUGCCAUGACCAAAGACAAUAACUUGCUGGGCAAGUUUGAAUUGACGGGGAUCCCCCCUGCUCCUCGGGGUGUCCCACAGAUUGAAGUCACCUUUGACAUUGAUGCCAACGGCAUCCUCAAUGUGUCUGCUGUUGACAAGAGCACUGGGAAGGAGAACAAAAUCACAAUCACUAACGAUAAAGGUCGUCUCAGCAAAGAAGAGAUUGAGCGUAUGGUGCAAGAGGCAGAGCAAUACAAGGCGGAGGAUGAAGUCCAGAGGGAAAAGAUUGCGGCCAAGAACUCCCUGGAGUCGCUGGCCUUCAACAUGAAGAGCACCGCAGAGGAUGAGAAGCUGAAGGACAAGCUGUCCCCGGAGGACAAGCAGAAGAUCCUGGACAAGUGCAAUGAGGUCAUUUCCUGGCUGGACAGGAACCAGAUGGCCGAAAAGGAUGAAUAUGAACAUCAGCAGAAGGAGCUGCAGAAUGUCUGCAAUCCCAUCAUUACCAAGCUGUACCAAGGAGCUGGGGGCAUGCCCGGAGGGAUGCCCGGAGGGAUGCCCGGUGGCUUCCCAGGAGCCGGAGGAGCUGGGGGCGGCUCUUCAGGCCCCACAAUUGAGGAGGUGGAUUAAGAGCCUCCCAAACCCUGCAUGGUUGCAGAGGGGACUCUGUGCAAGUUGUCUUGGAAGCUUCCUUCCCAUCCUGCUUCACUUCAGCUGCCUCCUUUUGCCCUUCUUCCCCCUCUGCACGAAUGGGGCUUCCUCACUCUCUUCCUUCCUGCACACUUCCGCUCUUUGUUACAAAAAUGGGCAUGUCUCCUCACUGCCAAACUGAGACGCUGAUGUCGUGUCCACAUGAAUAAAUUAUUGCACUUUUGUCAUCCUC